This is a messenger RNA of Laetiporus sulphureus 93-53, 7159 nucleotides long. RefSeq names its product P-loop containing nucleoside triphosphate hydrolase protein. Gene Ontology annotation, molecular function: metal ion binding; helicase activity. The transcript has 29 exons. Bases 7 to 7023 code for a protein of 2338 amino acids. Gene Ontology annotation, biological process: regulatory ncRNA-mediated heterochromatin formation. The record is from RefSeq and is a predicted model, not a curated record. Gene Ontology annotation, cellular component: nuclear RNA-directed RNA polymerase complex. Lineage: Eukaryota; Fungi; Basidiomycota; Agaricomycetes; Polyporales; Laetiporaceae.
CACAGAAUGACUGGUGAGAUCUGUAGGUUCCACAACAAGCCUGGUGGCUGUCGCCGCGGAAUUCAAUGCAAGUUUCGACACGUCGAUUCUCUGGCUCGGCAAACCAGUUUCCCUCCCGCGGCAGUGAUGUCCAUGGGCGAGACUCAAAUCGCCGACAACGGUACCUGGCAGGCCAGUGCGCAGAAUCCAGCGAAUGCGAAAGCACCCUCUGGAGUCUGCUCGUUCUACUGGACCAAAGGGGACUGUAGUCGUGGUUUUCAGUGUCGCUACAAGCAUAUUGCAAAAGAUGCCAAUCGCCGCGACUCUCAAGGGCAAGAUCUCCAGCCCUCGACAACUGCGAUGCAAGCAAUCGCGCCCUUCCUGACGAAAGAAGGUCUAGCACGGUUGGCCGAUCGUGGCACGGACGGAUUCUUCGCAGUAGAUACAUCGAAGCCCUUGAGCCCCUCGGAGGUCCAUAACUACCUCAAGAGAUUUCUCUUCGACAGUUACCGCUUCAAGAACGUCGUAGAGAUAUACUCGUUUUUGAACCUCAUAAGCAACGCUACCGCAAAUAAUGUCAAAUGGACCCCUGAGGAUGGCCAGCUUCUGUUAUCGACGCUGAGCAGUGGAAACGCUCUCUUGCGUAUUAAUGAUAUUAUCCGUUGGAGCGACGUGUCUGUCUCUGCAGGUUCUCAGAAGACAGUCUUGUCUUUCCAGAGAGGAUAUUUACCUCUGCUUCGGUAUUUUUCCUCUGAAUUCGUUGUGAACAGUGUGGCGACCCAUUCCGUCAACGCUCUGUAUGCCCUCAUCUUGGAGGAUUUUGACCAUUUCACUCAGGCCGUAGAGAGCUGCAUGGAGCAAGCAGUCAUGACUGCCAAGUCCUUUAAGGAUCCUAUCGCACCAGCUGGUGCUGCUAAGGAUCCCACCGGAAGCCAGGUUAUUGCGACCAUCACCAAAGUAUUGUUCGAGUUCAUCACGAGAUUUAAGAACGCUACUGCGACGCAUCCAUCCGUGUAUCCUCUGGUCUUGAACCUGAGGAAGUGGACCGAUGCUUGGAUCUCAGGCAUCUCGUCGACGCCUCCAGCGUUCAAUGACGUAUUCGCGACAACGACUCCUCAAGCAAGAGAACAUAUCAUCCAGCACCUGAAUAAUCAAGUGAACCGGCUGGUUGCCAUAGUUGACCGUAAGCACAACGAAACACAGCGCGCACAGAAGCGUGUAAGGGAGGUUCCGGUAAAUCUGCAACCUGGAACGGAUGAGGCAAUCCUAGCUGCCUUAGAGAAUUCGUACGAGGGGCCAGGGGAAUUGCGACCCAAUGGACCACGUCACGAUAACGACUUCGUCAAUACCUCGGAUAUUCGGAUUGCACCGACGCAUGACGAGCUGACAUGUAGGAUUCCUCCUUUCCUUCCUGCGAAUAUUUAUGGUGCGCCCCACCCACUUCCGGCAGAGAGCAUGGAGAAGUUACUUGACAUUCAAUUCCGGUUGUUGCGCGAAGAAUUGACCGCUCCGUUACGCUUGUCUAUCCAAUUGUUACUUGACGACCUCCUGGCAACAAGGACAUCAACUCGACUCGCGGAGUUAUUGAAGGCUCGAGGUGGUAAAUACCGUGGCCACGCUGAGGGACAGGAAGCGGUGCUCUUCAACGUUUAUACCAAUGUGGGGUUCUUGCCAAUUCAGCCGGAUCAUCGCGGUCUCUCCGUGGGACUGUCACUCGACACUCCUCCGGGACGUGCGCGUUCUCCUCAGUCAAAUGUCCGGAUGACAUUUUGGGAGAACAUGGCGAGUAAGCGACUGAUGCAAGGCGGACUUAUCGCUCUGGUCUGGCAACGACCGGGAGAUCAGGUCGCUGUACAUCUAGGGACUAUCGCUAGCUCCACGAAGGAGCUCGUCGAAUCUGUAAGGCAGGUCGGAGAUCGUGUCCGCCUUCGCGUGGCGUUUUUCGACCCCGAGGUUGAGCUUCGUAUCCUUCAAGAGUUGAAGCAUCCAGAACGAGAGCGUGUCGGCACGAGGGUCUUGGUAGAAGCUACGGUCAUGUACGAGUCCAUUCGUCCAUUCCUGGAGGCGCUCAGGGUAGAACCAGAGCUGGUCCCGUUCAGCCAGUACCUCGUUCAUCGCCCACCCGGGUUCCUAAAAAUUGCAGAUAUCGCACCUCCCGCAUAUGCCCGGAUACCGGACUACACAUUCCAGCUGUCGUCUCUGUUUCCAGCCGAGGCAGAGGUCCAGGACCUGAAGCUAUCCGUGACUGAUCCGGCUUCAAUCAGUGCUGCUCGUGAAUUGCUCAGAACCUCAAGCCGUUUGGAUUCGAGUCAGGCGGAUGCUGUUGUAGAGGCGUUGACCAGAGAACUGGUAUUGAUACAGGGCCCCCCUGGAACCGGCAAGAGUUAUACAGGGGUGGAACUUUUGCGUGUCCUGCUCGCCAAUAAAGCAGGUCCGAUUUUGAUGAUCGCCUUCACAAACCAUGCACUGGACCACAUGCUCGGGUCUGUGCUUGAUGCGAAGAUCACCACGAAAAUUGUUCGUCUAGGCUCGCGCUCCGCCGACGAGCGGAUAUCCCAGUAUUCCAUAGAGAAUAUGGAGCAUGUCGCAGGCAAGAAUCGUCUCGAUCGAGCCUUUGCGGGUAAUCAUAGAGCCCUUCGUGACGUGGAAGAGGAAAUCAAGAAGUUGAUGCAUGAAUUUGCGAAGACGCGCAUAGAAUCUCCCGAGAUCUUGGAUCACUUGCGAAUGCAGUAUCCGCUGCACCUUGAUUCCCUCACAAAUCCGCCUGAAUGGGUCAAUGUCCUGUAUACGCUAUCGCAGGAUGAUAGUGGAGAAUCAUGGCGUGUCGUCGGCAAGAACGGGCGUGGCGUCGAGACAGACGACUCUUUGUACACAUAUUGGAGAGAAGGCCGAGACCUCGACUUCAUCGAUUCAGCGAACAAUCCGAAGGCGUCUACUGCUGAACGACAUCCGUCUGGUUCUAUGGAGCCCUCUCGUUCACGUUCGGGUCCGAACAACAAUGUGUUCGCUGCACUGGCAAACGCGGACCCUCCGGAGGAUGAAGAGAUUGUAGAUGAUGCUGUUUCCCUCGAUUCCGACGAGUUAAGCGACUCUGAUCUGGAAGAGUUCCCCCCGGAAGAAGAAUGGAUUCAUCUAGUGGAAGAGGCGGAAACCCCUGAUCGUGACUCGGACGGUGCCCUCGAAUUACCUGCCACCGACAGCGCUCUCGGUAGUGCGGAACCAUUGCCGACAGAUGGCAUCCAAACUGAUGAUUUUGAGAAUGUGCAUGACUUCCUUGCCGCGUUCAACUAUGUUGCUCCUCAGACUUCCGGCACAGACAGAGACAUUGCAGCAUUGCUCGAAGACGGUUCCGAUGAUGUCUGGGCAAUGACACGAUCUGAGCGAGAACGUCUACAUGCCCACUGGCUGGCUGACGUCCGCAGCACUCUGCAGGAGACCAGAAUGAUGGAGUUUGAGCGGCUUCGAGAACGCCACGCCAGUGCUUUACAGAAAUACACUGAGGGGAAAAAUGAAUCUCGACGGCAGUUGUUGAAGAAUGUCGACAUCGUCGGUUGUACCACAACUGGUGCGGCAAAGCUCACGUCUCUUCUGAAGGGAAUUGGUCCACGGAUCAUGCUGGUUGAAGAGGCUGGACAGGUUCUUGAGGCACAUGUCCUAGGCAGCCUUGUGCCUACAGUGGAGCAUCUCAUUUUGAUAGGUGACCCGCUACAAUUGCGACCCACGCUGAACAACUUCUCAUUAUCCAUGGAUAACAAGAGAGGACGCAUGUUGUUCAGAUUCGACAUGUCCCUCAUGGAACGUCUGUCUAAUUCUGAGCUACCUAUGUCGCAAAUCAAUGUCCAACGUCGGAUGAGACCGGAGAUUGCAGAUCUUGUCCGAAACUAUCUGUAUCCGCGACUUGAGGAUCAUGACCUUGUAAAGCACUACCCACCCGUGCGGGGAAUGGCAAAGGAUGUAUUCUUCCUCAGUCAUAAACACAGAGAGAACGGCUCUGAAGACGAUUCAGUCAGCAAGUACAACAUGUUUGAGGUAAAUAUGAUCAAGGACCUAGUCUUAUACCUGCUGCGGCAAGGGACCUACUCCGCUGAGGGCGAUAUCGUUGUACUGUGUGCAUAUUUAGGUCAGCUUGCUCGAAUGCGUGACGCGCUAGCCAGCGAAGUCGCUGUUGUCAUCGAUGCGCGUGAUCAAGCGGAGUUGGACGAGAGGGAAGUGGACGGAGACGUGGAAGCGACAUCUGGCACUGUGAUAGAGCGUGUGAAAGUCUCUCGAAGGGUCCGUUUGCGCACGGUGGAUAACUAUCAAGGCGAAGAGGCCAAGAUUGUGAUACUUUCUCUCGUGCGCAAUUCAGGCGGGUCUGAAGACGAUGAAACUGUCUACGGGCAUGCCUCACUUCAGAGGACCAAUAUCGGAUUCCUUAAGUCCCGAAAUCGUACAAAUGUGGCUCUCUCGCGCGCACGGGAGGGGUUAUAUAUCUUAGGAAACGCGCCGGACCUCAGUUCGAAAGGCGACAUGUGGCGUUCUGUGAUUUCUGACUUGGAACGGAGCGGCUCUGUCGGAGACGCAUUCCCAGUUCGAUGCCAUCGUCACCCCGAUCAUACUGACUACAUCUCGAAACCGGGGCAGUUACCCAGAAUUGCACCCGACGGUGGCUGCUUGCGUCAGUGUGACACACGCUUGCAAUGCGGACAUUUAUGUCCCUACAAGUGCCACUCAGACGACCCGAAUCAUCUUGCAGUGGAAUGUGUCCAACGCUGUAUGCGACUCUGCGUGAGGGGCCAUCCUUGCACCAAGCAGUGUGCAGACCCUUGUGGAAGAUGCAUGACUCGCGUGGAAAAUGUGACCUUGCCUUGUGGCCACGUUACUCCUUACGUGCUCUGUUACCAACUGGAUGAGCUGAGCGACGUACCAUGCAACGUUAACGUUACUCGGCGCCUCACUCACUGCGAGCAUGAAGCUGCAAUGAGGUGCUCCGACGAUCCUGCGCGGUUCGUAUGUAAGGCAGUUUGCGGUGGUACAAUGCCGUGCUGUGGACGUCCUUGCAAGGCGCGAUGUCAUCAAUGCCAAGGAUUAAACCGAGUCGAGGAUGAGGAUGAGAGCGUCGGCAUCGUAGCUCGGCUGCAGCACACUUCACAUCCUUGCGAAAGGCAACUCUACUGUGGUCACUUGUGCGGCAAAGCCUGUACUCAGGAUCACGAAUGCACGACGCUCUGCAAAGAGCCGUGUCGCCAAGUUUGUCGGCAUGCUCGAUGCAGGAACUACUGCUCGGCGCCUUGUGCGCCUUGUCAGGAGCCAUGCACUUGGCAAUGCGAACAUUACUCUUGUCCUGUCCCGUGUGGAUCAGUGUGCGCACGUCUUCCGUGUGAUAAGCGGUGUAAGACAAUCUUGCAAUGCGGGCACAGGUGUCCUUCAGUGUGCGGCGAAGAAUGCUUUAUCCAAGUGUGUCCGAUCUGUGCAGUGGACGAAGUCCGCUCCAGUGUUGUGGAUCUCAUUAUGCAGCGCACUCUAGCGGAUGUGGAGCCAGAGAAUGAGACGCUAGAUGACCUCCUCAUCACAAUUCCUGCGUGCGGUCACGUCUUCACCGUGGAGACCCUGGAUGGACACUGUGGCAUGAGCGAAUACUACAGACGAGAAGGAAUCGAUGGAAAAUGGUUAGGCCUGCAAGCCCCUCCAAUUGGGUUCCAGAAACCACCGACUUGCCCCACCUGCCGUGCAGCCUUAACCGCUCCUCGCUAUGGUCGAGUCUUCAAGCGAGCUGACCUCGAUAUUCUGGAAAACAAUGUGGCCUCAUCUAUGUCCCGUUCGCUUGGAAGAAUUCAGGCGGAUGUACAAUCCAUCGCGAAGGGAGAACUGGAGACACGUUUGCCCGUGGCUGCGGAGAAGAUUCUCCCGGGGCGAAUGAACGUUCAAGUGAAGGCCAUCCUCAAGAAGCAACGGUCGUUAUUAAGAGCCACACGGGAUUCACCGAUUCCUCGCCGAGCUCUCGAUCCUGCAGACGGAGAACUGCACGGUAUUCCUAUCUCAGAUGCGAAAGAGUGGAAGAAGAUCACUUUUAAAAUCCUUGCAGCUUAUGGCGAUGCUGUCAAAGUAGCUGAAACGCGUUCAGCUCAUGUUCGUGCUUGGCAGGCUUCUUUCGCGUAUCUCUUCCAAAACGAGAUGGAUCGCGCAGCAUCAGAACCUGAGCGGGCACCAAAGAAUCCACAGGAGUAUGCAAUGCGUGUCGCAAGAAUGGGUGUAGGACAACCGCAACCUAGAGCUGAUAAGCGUUUCGUGGUCGAGGCAAUCUGGGUGACAAUCAACCUACGGCUGAUGCUCAGCGAUCUCGGUGCUGUUUGGAUGGAGGGAUUGCACAAACGGGAAUCGUAUCCUGCUCGCAAUCGUCGCGCGUGGGGUGCAUAUGUCUUGUUCAUUCUGCGUUCCUGUGCGGCAGAUGCGCAGAUUGCCUUGGGCAUCGCGGAGGAAUCAGGCAGCCGCCGUCAAAAGACCAGAACUGCACUAUUGCUCAUGCGAGUGAGCUUGGAGCGAUUCCGUUUCAAUAUCUUGAUGGCGCGGCAAGACAGGAGAUACCAAGAGGAGCGCACGAAGUUACAAGAUGCUGCGGCAAAUAAUUUCAAAGAGGCGUCCGACUACGUCGAAACCGUUAUGGAGGAGCACCGUCGUGCUAGAGGUGAUGCGGCAGAAUCUGAGGAGAUUUGGCUUGCAGAGAACUUCUCGCAAGCAGCUAUGGCCAUCAUCGACGAGUGGCGCGCGAUCGAGAAGUCUAUCAGAGAAGAGACAUUCUAUUCGCCGGUUUCAUUAGACGAGCUGACUGCAGUUGCUCAAAGCUUCAGCUUCGGCAGUUCUGCAUGGGGGCACGCAGGGCACUUCUACAAAUGCCCGAACGGACAUCUCUACGUGAUCACAGAGUGUGGAGGCGCCAUGCAGGAAGCAUCAUGCCCGGAGUGCGGAGAGAGGAUUGGCGGUGGCUCCCAUCGACUGAUAUCCACGAACUCUCGCGCAGCAGACGUCGAGGCAUUGGCAGGAGCGGGUCCUUCUCCUUGGCAAUAGAGGUAUGAUAAUGGCGUAGAGUGACGUUCUAGUGAACGAUAUAGUGCAUAAGCUCUCGAAUGUGUCUGAAGAUCUACGUGUGUUGGUAUCGGUGAUGUUUAUAGAGACCUUUCGAUCGAAUAAAAUUAUGGCUAGC